This is a messenger RNA of Triticum aestivum (bread wheat), 2445 nucleotides long. Its product is annotated as MLO-like protein 13. The coding region runs from base 355 to 1962 and encodes 535 amino acids. NCBI's taxonomy places the organism in Eukaryota, Viridiplantae, Streptophyta, Magnoliopsida, Poales, Poaceae. The record is from RefSeq and is a predicted model, not a curated record. The transcript has 15 exons. Gene Ontology annotation, biological process: defense response. Gene Ontology annotation, cellular component: membrane.
GGAAUGGACCGUCCGUCAGCCGGCAGCUUGGCGCCUCGGGGCACGAGAAGACCGGCGGCCGAAGCAAAGCAUCCCCCGUCCGUCCCCUUCCCCACGCGCGCACAGCGUGCUAGCCAGGAGCAAGCACGGCACUAGCCACUAGCUAGAGCGCACGAGCGCGGGGAUGGAAUCCAGCCGGUGGCCGCGGUCGGCAAGGCAGCGCAGCGACAGGCCGAUUCCUUCCUUGCCGCUCCCGCCGCCGCUCGCCUUGCCCCCACCCCCCUUUAACCGCACGCCACCUUACCCGAACCCAGCCAUGGUUGCCAAGCCGCCUCCGCAGCAGCAGCAGCAGAAGAAGAAGAUCGAGGCGGAGGCAUGGACGACGCGUCCCUCGAGCACACGCCCACCUGGGUCGUGGCCGCCGUCUGCUUCGUCAUCGUCUCCGUCUCCCUCGCCGCCGAGCGCUUCCUCCACUACCUCGGCAAGGCAUUAAAGCAUAAGCAGCAGAAAACAUUGUAUUCGGCCCUACAGAGACUAAAAGAAGAGCUAAUGCUUCUUGGAUUCAUUUCCUUCAUCCUGAGUCUCUCACAGAGUUUUAUUGUUCACAUUUGCAUUCCGGAAACCGCUACACGUUUCAUGCUUCCAUGCAAGAGAGAGAAUCACAAAGUUAUAGAAGAAGGUGGCAUAGUUUGCAAGAAAAAGGGUGAUGUCCCCUUUCUAUCACUGGAGGCAUUGCAUCAGCUGCACAUAUUCAUAUUUGUACUUGGCUUGGUCCAUGUGGUUUUCUGUGCUACAACAAUAUUGCUUGGUGGAGCGAAGAUAAGAAGAUGGAAGCAUUGGGAGAAUGGAAUUCACCGAGAUAUACAACAGAAAUAUGCAGAACUACAAACAGAUAUUGUAGGAAACGUUACACCAUUGCAUGUUGUGCUACGCCAUAAUCACCAGGGUGAAUUGGUCAGUGAGCGAACCGGGGGAUUUUGGAAGCAGUUGGCUGUUGUGAGCUGGAUAUUGAUCAAUCAAUUUCCAGAAAACAUCCAUUUGUCAUUUACCAUAAUGAAUUGCUCCCAGUCGCACAGUAUGUAUACAGUUAUUGCGAUUGCGUUCUCGAAGCAAUUUCAUGAUUCUGUGGGUAAAUCAGAUUAUGAAGCGCUUAGAUCAGCGUUCGUCUUAAUACACUACCCAAGGCACCCAAACUUUGAUUUCCACAAGUACAUGACCCGUGCCCUUGAGCAUGACUUUAAGAGGGUUGUUGGUAUCAGCUGGUACCUGUGGCUUUUUGUUAUCCUUUUCCUUUUGCUGAAUAUAAAUGGAUGGCACACAUACUUCUGGUUAGCUUUCUUGCCUCUAUUUCUCCUGCUUGUUGUUGGUGCAAAGCUACAGCACAUUAUUACUCGAUUAGCUCAAGAUGCAGCAGCAUCAUUAGCAGAUGAAACAAACCAAGUCCCGAAUAUAAAACCAUCCAAGGAGCAUUUCUGGUUUGGGAAACCUUCAAUUGUCCUUCAUUUGAUCCAUUUCAUCCUAUUCCAGAACGCCUUCGAGAUUGGUUUUUUCUUCUGGGUCUUGGUAACAUAUGGGUUCGAUUCCUGCAUCAUGGAGAAGAAGGCUUACGCCAUUUCCAGGCUUGUUAUUGGUCUGAUCAUCCAGGUGGUGUGCAGCUACAUCACCCUGCCAUUAUACGCCAUCGUCACCCACAUGGGCGGAGACAUCAAGCUGCAAGCGCUAGGGUCGGGCCUCCAUGAGUCCGUCGCGAAGUGGGCCACGGGUGCCCGAAGCCGGAAGAAGGGCAGCUCGGAGACGAGCCUCCGGAACUCGCUCACCUUGAAGAAUACUGGCGCCACCAAUCCCGUCACCGGCAGCAACGAGAUCACCGUGGCACGGGCGCCCAACGAGCGCUUCGGCAGCUCGCGCAACAUGCUGACGCCGGAGGCAGUUCCCGACCUGGACGAAAUCGUGUCUGUCGUGGACGUCGACAGCCGGAGGUGAGCAGCCAGGCCAGACGCCUCGCCGGCAUGCCCUGCCGGUGCCAGCCAAGGCAGGGGAAAGACGGCACGCCGAGAUGCUGCUUGUGUCCGCCGGGGCUCUGUGCAUCUGGGCCGGGAGGGAGGAGGUACCGCCUGGUUGCGCAGGCAGGCGCGCUCGUCUCGUUCACGCUGACGGACACUACGCACUGCAAUGUCACGGCUUCCCUGUAAACGGUACGAGCGGACAGGAUGCGUCUCCGGCCGGCUGUCGCGACAUGUCAUGUGAGAACAUGCUACAAAGGUCGUUGGCCUCCCUCGUCGUUUCUGCGUGAUCGCUCCGUCGCUAGCGCUCGAAGCAGAUGCUGCUCAUGAGUCAUGAGUGAGUGAAUGAUUUACAGACAAAACCGUUUUCUUUUGUCCUGAUCAGACACUCACGUCGUCCGUGCGGCACAGCAGCCCAGCCCUUCCGCCUUUCCCACGAAUGACUGACUACGCUAUUCUUCUA